Molecule: messenger RNA, 755 nt
Organism: Phoenix dactylifera (date palm)
Lineage: Eukaryota; Viridiplantae; Streptophyta; Magnoliopsida; Arecales; Arecaceae
Product: sec-independent protein translocase protein TATA, chloroplastic-like
Biological process (GO): protein transport by the Tat complex
Cellular component (GO): membrane
Source: RefSeq, a predicted model, not a curated record
UUACUAGACUGAUGCAAAAGUUAAAAGACUGCGAGCAGAGAGAGAGAGAGAGAGAGAGAUGGCGAUGUCUUCUUCUACUGCAUCUGUAAUGUCGGCCUCCCUUCCAACGAAGCCCUCCUCCUGUCCCCGCGCCUCCCUUUCUUCCUCCAACUCCGUCUUCUUCAGCAACGUUGGGAGAGUCCGCUUGGCCGCGAGGAGUAGCAGGCGGAGGGACCUCAGAUGCCGCUGCCUCUUUGGCCUCGGGGUGCCGGAAGUCGCCGUCAUAGCUGGUGUCGCCGCCCUCGUCUUUGGCCCCUCUCAGAUCCCGGUGGUCGGCCAGAGCUUCGGAAAGACCAUCAAGAGCUUCCAACAGGCAGCUAAAGAGUUUGAGGCAGAACUGAAAAAGGAAACCGAAGAUGUUAGGGAAUCCCCUGCAAUUGAGGCACAAAAGGUUAUUAACAGCAAUGAUGACAAGAUGGAACUGAAACCAUCUGCUACAAAAGAGAGCGCAUGAAAACGUUGGUUUCUGUCUCAAGGCUGAAAGGGCAAAUAUGUAGUUCUAGUUUUGUACGAUAGGGCAGUCAAACUGUUUGUUUCCAAACCCUGGAGGAUUGCAAGUGCAUGACUGAUGAACUAAACAAGGAUUGUUUCACUCCCUGAAGCCUUUUAUAUCAGUGUAUUGGAGAUCUGAUCUGUGUUUCGUGAUUGCACUAUGAUUUUGUAACAAAAGAUCAAUAUCUACGUAAUUUACGUUUUUAUAGGACUUAAUUUUUCCA